UGGUAUAUUCUCUUAGGGCUUCACUGAAGAACCUGAUUAUUUUAUAUAAUAUUCUACAUCGAAACGGAUUUGGCAAAAGGUCAAAAAACAACCAAGUUAUUUAUUAUUUUCUAGAGAACUUCAUGUCUUGAAGAGGAACUGACGUUUGCUGGAGCUCAAGCAGAUCAAUCAGAGAGCGACUGCGAGAGAGAGAGCGAGAGAUAGAGAGAGAAAGAGAGAGAGAGCUAACGCUACAGCGACCGCACUGCUAGCACUACAUCCCUAUGUGCUUUUAAAUGCAUCUAUAGGCAAACUUUACUUAAUAACGUGGCAGGAUAAACUAUUAUGCGUUUGGUGUGCCUUCUCAAGUCUUCGUAGUCUUAUAUUAUUAGUGUGGGGAGUUUGCGUCAGUGCAGGACGGUGUUAUUUGUUCAGAUCAGAGCAGUUGAGCUGAGUUAGCUUAGCUGUAGCGAGCAGCAUCCGAGUCGAAGUUCCUUCAAGCUCGCUUUGCGUUUUAUCGUCGAGAUGCCUGCAAUGUUAGAGAAGGGCACCCACGAGAUAACGGGUAAACGAAGGGGCAGAAACUCUGUAAGUAACCCGGGCAAAAGUUUGACUUCAAAUGGGAACAGUAACAAUUCAUGGGAGGAAGGAAGUUCGGGUUCCUCAAGUGAUGACGAGCAUGGUGCGGGCGGGAUGCGAGUUGGACCACAGUAUCAGGCGGUUGUUCCCGAUUAUGAUCCUGAAGUAGCAAAGGCAAGCCAAGAGAGAGAGAAUCUCGGAAUGUUGGUGUGGUUUCCGAGCCAGAGUAUACCAGAGGCCAAAUUGGAUGAGUACAUUGCAAUAGCCAAAGAAAAACAUGGGUACAAUAUGGAACAGGCAUUAGGCAUGCUGUUUUGGCACAAACACAACAUUGAAAAGUCUUUGGCAGAUCUUCCCAACUUCACCCCUUUUCCAGAUGAGUGGACAGUGGAGGACAAGGUGCUUUUUGAACAAGGUUUCAGCUUUCACGGAAAGACGUUUCAUCGCAUUCAGCAGAUGCUUCCAGACAAGUCAAUUGCAAGCCUGGUUAGAUUCUAUUACUCGUGGAAGAAAACACGCAGCAAAACCAGUGUGAUGGACCGUCACGCACGGAAACAGAAGAGAGAAAGAGAGGAAAGUGAUGAAGAGGCAGAAGAAAAUAGAUGCAUUUCUCCAGGCAAUGCUGAAUCUGAGCCAAAUAAAGAAGAAAAGAAAGAGGGAACGUCUGGACUUGAGAAACAAGAACCCAAACCAGCAGUUCCGCAAAAGCCACCAAACCCUGCAGAAAAACCAAUGCAUGUUAAGAAGGAGCCACAGGGACCAGCUGGCAGAAACCUACACAGGGCAAAGAAGAAACCUCCCAAAGGGAUGCACUUAAACUCCAGCGAUGUGACUGCAAUGUCCAGCACGGGCUCUGCUGCAGUUAGCCUUCUGAGACAGAUCGAUAUGGAGCUCAUCGCCAUAAAACGACAGAUUCAGACCGUUAAACAGCACAAUAGUGCCCUCAGAGAUAAAUUGGACACAGGUGUGGAUGAAUUCAAGCCCUCUGAGGUUAAUCAGAAAUUUAAUACCCGUUGGACCACAGAAGAGCAGCUGCUUGCAGUACAAGCAAUAAGGAAGUAUGGGCGGGAUUUCCAAGCCAUUUCGGAUGUGAUCGGUAACAAGUCUGUGGUUCAAGUGAAAAACUUUUUUGUGAAUUACCGUCGACGUUUCAACCUGGAUGAGGUGCUGCAGGAGUGGGAGGCCGAGCACGGCAUAGAGGAACGCAAGGGGUUGGAUGAAGAGAAGAUGGAGGUGUCUUCUGAAGAGGGCACAAAUCCAGGAUCUGCAGAAAAUCAGACAGAGGAACCAACGGCAAUGGAAACACAGAACCCUUCAGCUUCCUGAGUUCUCGAGCAGCAGAGAUGAACGUUCAAUGAGCUACGUUCAGUUGAUAUAACAGCUUUGCGUAAGAGGCAAUAAGCUUCAAAAGCUUGAAGUGUAGCCUCUUCAUAAUGGACAUUCCUCCCCUUAUCAACUUCCUCCACCCCGCUGAACCCAGGACUCUCACGGGUGCCACCACAUGGGAGCGCAAACUUCACUUAGUAGUUACCCUGCAGAAACUGGGACUUCUGUCUUCCUUGUUUAUGGUCACUGCCAACAGGAGAGUCCCUGUCUGGUCUCUACCAGUCUGGUGGUCCAGCAUCAUGUUCAGCCCUAAUCGUUUUGUCACUGGGGGAAAGUAAAGCCCACUUUUACCCAUCCAAGCAUCAUUAGACAGUAAAUUGGGGUCUUAAAAACUCAGAAGGAGCUUUUUGAUGGUGUUGCUCAAUGUCACUUGAUCAUCUUUUUCUUUCUAUAUUCAUAGGACUUUGUCCUGGUCAAGCAUCUCUAUCCAGUUACCCUUUUGUUACUAUAGUGUAUUAUUGUGUCACACUUUUUGUUAAGUAGUGUAGAAUUGGGAGGGCUUGGGCAGUUUAGGUGUUCUCUGAAUUAUGUUAAGCUAUUUAUUUACAUAAAAUUUGAGGUAUGAAUUAUGAAAAUGGCAUUGUAUCUAAAUGCAUAAAAUGAAAAGUGAGUGUACAUGAAAUGCAAUAUAAUUUUUAUAUCAAUUUUAAUAUUAUUUUGCAGUAAAUAAGUUGAUUUGCAGCUCUUAUAUUGUGUGAAUUGGAUUAGUACUAGGUCAUAUUAUAUAUGUUUAAUCAUGGACCCUGUACAUGGUGCAUUUUAAGGUUGUUGAAAUAUAUUUUAUCCACAAGGUUUCUUGGCAGAGGCUGUUAACACGACAAAGUGUAGCAAUGGAGUGGAAAAUAGUUAUUUUAAAUAUUUUGUUUUUGCUUGAAUUUUAAAUAUUUCAAAGUGUGUUUUCUAUGCAUGGACAUAAGUUUCUCUGUGCCAAGGUCAAACGUUUCACCCUUAUAGGGGUGUCUAUACUAUAGGGAUUGCCAUAUGUAGUUAAGAAUUUCAGGAAAUGGGAACACACAUUUCUACUGCUAUUCCAUGCUUGUAAGUUUAAAAGGUUCCUAUUUUUUCUCUAUUUUAAAUGGAAUAAGUUAUUUUAAAUACAGGCACAUCUUUUCCGACCAACUUCUUCGCCUCUAAUAACUGUAAUGGUACCAUACAUGUGUAAACUCCUUUUGAAUUUAUUAUGUGUGCUGACGACAUGUAAAGGGUUGGGGUGAAAUAGUGUCUCUGUGUGUGUGGGUGUGGUCUAUUGUGGCCAUAGACUUCACGGUAUAUAUUUAACCGAUUUAUGUCACAUUAGUCAUAAUAAACUUAAGGGAUUUAUACUGUCAAAUGCACUGGUUUUUAAACCCAUAUUUAUCACAUUUUGUUAUAUUCAGGCCAUUAUAUCAUUAACAUCAAUAAUAAAUUAUAAUUUGUGA
Triplophysa dalaica is the source of this 3362-nucleotide messenger RNA. It is a transcript of the gene rcor1, whose product is annotated as REST corepressor 1. Bases 505 to 1884 code for a protein of 459 amino acids. Gene Ontology annotation, biological process: negative regulation of DNA-templated transcription; regulation of transcription by RNA polymerase II. Gene Ontology annotation, cellular component: histone deacetylase complex; transcription regulator complex. The record is from RefSeq and is a predicted model, not a curated record. The transcript is spliced from 13 exons. NCBI's taxonomy places the organism in Eukaryota, Metazoa, Chordata, Actinopteri, Cypriniformes, Nemacheilidae. Gene Ontology annotation, molecular function: transcription corepressor activity.